AUGUCAGGAGAAGACUAUCCUUCAGACGACGACAAGAGCUUUGUCUCGGCCAAGUCAUCGCACAAUGUAAAGACCGAAACCCGCUUCGAACCAGAGGAGGAAGCCGUAUGUCGCAAACACUGCCUCCUGCUAAAUCAUGUGCUGACCAUCAAAGNNUCACUACUAGCAGAGUCGAACAAGCUCAAGGCAGACGCCAACUCGCUAUUCGCUCACGGGUCUUUCGAAGAGGCUGUGCAGACCUACGACCGUGCUCUCUCAUCCUGUCCCAACUACCUUGAGUAUGAGAUCGCCGUCUUACACUCCAACAUCGCCGCAUGCCACAUCAAGUCGGAACAGUGGAAAGAAGCAAUAGACAGCGCCAGCAAGAGCAUAGAAUCGCUGGAACGGAUUGACCCUCUCCCAAAACCCAAGGACUCUCAGGAUGCCGCCAAAGUCAAAUCCCAACCCCAGUCUGCCGUCGAGGAAGUCGACGAUGAGACGGCAGAAAAGAUUGAGGCCCUGGAAAAGAGUGGAAGAACACGGGAUGAUGUGCAAAAGAUCCGUGUCAAGGCUUUCUUGAGACGGGCGAAAGCAAAGUCAGAAACGGGAGGCUGGGCUGCUCUGCAAGGCGCCUAUGAAGGUAAGAAUGUCUCUGUGACUUCGUUCUGUGGGCCUAUAUCUAACGCUGCUANNGAUUAUACCUUCCUUGCAACCGUAACGAACCUAUCGCCAUUAGACAAGAAGACUGUGCAGAAGUCGAUGGCCGACAUUGGCCCAAAAUUAGAGGACGCCAAAUCCAAGGAAAUGGCAGAGAUGAUGGGCAAGUUGAAGGGUCUAGGCAACAGCAUCUUGAAGCCUUUUGGCCUCAGUACAAACAACUUUCAGUUUGUCAAGGACGAGAACAGUGGAGGAUAUAGCAUGAAUUUCAAUCAGAACACUUGA
Aureobasidium uvarum is the source of this 921-nucleotide messenger RNA. Lineage: Eukaryota; Fungi; Ascomycota; Dothideomycetes; Dothideales; Saccotheciaceae. The record is from the annotation of a GenBank genome assembly.